Macrosiphum euphorbiae (potato aphid) is the source of this 1770-nucleotide messenger RNA. The record is from the annotation of a GenBank genome assembly. NCBI's taxonomy places the organism in Eukaryota, Metazoa, Arthropoda, Insecta, Hemiptera, Aphididae.
AUGAACACCAAACGGUUUGCGAUGGAUUAUCUCAAAGUUUUCGUCUCGUUUUUGGUCAUACACUUGACGUGUCUCGUUAAUGGCGACGAACACAACCAUUUGUAUAAAAGCAAUGAGGAGGUGGUAUUGUGGAUGAACACUGUCGGUCCAUAUCAUAAUCGACAAGAAACAUAUACUUACUUUAGUUUGCCAUUUUGUGCGGGCCCUAAAGAUUCAAUUAGUCAUUAUCAUGAAACACUUGGUGAAGCUUUACAGGGCGUUGAGCUUAUACACAGUGGACUGGAAAUGCAUUUUAAAGAGGACAUAUCUAAAGUACCAUUCUGUCAAGUAAACUUGGAUGAUAACAAAUUAAAAGCAUUUAUAUAUGCCGUACGAAAUCACUACUGGUAUCAAAUGUAUAUUGACGAUCUUCCGAUUUGGGGGAUUGUUGGAGAAUUAGAUGAAACUAAUAACAAAUAUUAUAUAUGGACACACAAAAAAUUUGAUAUUGGCUUUAAUGAUCAUCAUAUUGUUGAUGUAAAUUUGACAUCAGAGACCAAAGUUGAACUCAAAGUAAAUACUAAUAUUGAAUUUACUUAUGAAAUGAAUUGGAAAGAAUCUCCUAUUAUUUAUAAAGAUCGCUUCAAUAAAUAUUUAGAUCCUAAAUUCUUCCAACACAGAAUACAUUGGUUUAGCAUUUUCAACAGUUUUAUGAUGGUUAUAUUUUUAGUUGGAUUAGUAUCUAUGAUUUUAUUGCGAACUGUGCGAAAAGAUUAUGCUCGUUACAGUCAAGACGAAGAAGUUGAUGCUAUGGACAAGGAUUUGGGUGACGAAUAUGGAUGGAAGCAAGUUCAUGGCGAUGUUUUCCGUCCAGCAUCUUAUCCUAUGCUUUUCUCUGCCAUUAUUGGAUGUGGUCACCACAUCACUCUAGUCACUCUCGUAGUUAUAACAUUUACAAUAAUUGGAGAUUUAUAUACAGAACGAGGAUCAUUAUUGGGUACAUCAAUAUUUGUGUAUGCUGUAACUUCUCCUGUUAAUGGUUACUUUGGUGGAGCCUUAUAUGCUAAGAUGGGUGGACGUAUUUGGAUCAGACAGAUGUUGUUAUCUGCAUUUUUAUUACCUUCACUUGUUUGUGGCAUGGCAUUCCUUAUUAAUUUUAUUGCAAUCUAUUAUCAUGCAUCCCGUGCCAUUCCAUUUGGUUCAAUGGUCGCAGUAGCCUGUAUAUGCGUUUUUGUGAUAUUACCUCUUACAUUGGUUGGAACUUUGCUGGGUCGAAAUUUGUCUGGGCAACCAGAUUACCCUUGCAGAGUAAAUGCUGUACCAAGACCUAUACCAGAGAAAAAAUGGUUUAUGGAACCUUUAAUAAUCACAAUGCUUGGUGGAAUACUGCCCUUUGGAUCAAUAUUUAUUGAAAUGUAUUUUAUAUUUACUUCAUUUUGGGCAUACAAAAUAUAUUAUGUUUAUGGAUUUAUGCUGCUAGUUGUUUUGAUACUUAUGGUGGUAACCGUUUGUGUCACAAUUGUAUGUACUUAUUUCCUACUUAAUGCUGAAGAUUAUAGAUGGCAAUGGACAAGUUUUGCAGCAGCAGCAUCAACUGCAUUUUACGUUUAUCUGUAUUCAUUUUAUUACUUUAUGUUUAAAACAAAAAUGUAUGGACUUUUUCAAACUGCAUUCUAUUUUGGUUACAUGGCAUUAUUCAGCAUUGCUUUAGGAAUCAUGUGUGGUACUGUGGGUUACAUUGGUGCUCAUGCUUUUGUGCGCAAAAUUUACACUACUGUCAAGAUUGAUUGA